Diprion similis is the source of this 2709-nucleotide messenger RNA. Its product is annotated as excitatory amino acid transporter-like. The record is from RefSeq and is a predicted model, not a curated record. Bases 704 to 2392 code for a protein of 562 amino acids. Gene Ontology annotation, molecular function: neutral L-amino acid transmembrane transporter activity; L-glutamate transmembrane transporter activity; glutamate:sodium symporter activity. Gene Ontology annotation, cellular component: plasma membrane. The transcript is spliced from 9 exons. NCBI's taxonomy places the organism in Eukaryota, Metazoa, Arthropoda, Insecta, Hymenoptera, Diprionidae. Gene Ontology annotation, biological process: L-glutamate transmembrane transport.
CAUCCAGCAGGGAGUAGAGGGAUAUAGCAGGUGGCCGGGAACUCUUCGCGAUGAGCACCGACUUCCUGCAGCGAUUCCCGUCGUUUAUCUGGUGUUUGAGUCCCCCUUACGCAGUCCAACCACCAGCUCUUCUCCUACUAUAAUCAGGCCCUGGUUCAGGGGAGUGCAUUAUUCAGUCAGUGAUAAACUUAAACAGUGCGAAGAAAUUUUAGAUGUUAGUAACAAGGAUUGUGUUCUAGUUUGGGUAACAGUUCUGCAUGCAGAACAUAUAAGUGGUGAAGAGUUUAAUACCGUUCCAAUUACCAAGACCUGUUUGUUCUGGACGAUCUCCAGGUAUUUUUUGCCUUUGAGUUAAAUUACUUGACUGCAGAUCAAAGUGUCGAGUAACAUAUUUGCGUUGCAAAUAACAUUAAUAUCCAGCGGAUGGAAGAACUGGUUCAACUAGCGUGGGUGUCUAGUAGCGACUAUUUCUUUAUCUCCGGUCACUCGAAAGUCCUGUUCACCACUUCAAAAGCUUAUUGUUUUACUACUGCAGUUUGAAGUUCGUGUUCUUUGGCACAGAAUUUAUGUUAGGAUUUUAUCGAUUGAAGAAAAGCUGAAAUGAUCGUCCCAGUAAUAUUUGUCAUCAGCACAGAAUUAGCAGCAAUGAUUUCCACGUCUCGCUGAAUUAUCAAAUUAAGGUCAGGUGUAAAACUACAUUGUCAUGACAUCUGUGGGAACAAAGAACAACGGUGACCCAAAAAAUGAUAACGCAGAGAGUAAGACUGUACCCCGUGUUAGAGAUAUCGAAGUCCAGACGAAGAGCACAGAGGACGAUUUACAGAAUAAUGACUAUGGCGAUACGGACGGCAGUGGCAAUAAUCGACGUGAAUCCGAACGAGGACCUCUCGACAGGUUGCAAGUUGUAGUGGAAUGGACUAGCAAAAACAUGCUCCUGGUCCUUACCAUUACUGGAAUCCUGUUUGGCCUUGGAUUCGGAUUUCUGGGCCGCUUAGCUAAUUUUUCCCCACCAUCUAUAAUGAUUGUUAGUUUUCCAGGAGAGAUUUUGAUGAGGCUUCUGAAGAUGUUCAUUUUGCCGUUGAUAGUAUCGUCGCUGAUAGCUGGUAUGGCUCAACUCGAUGCCAAGAGUUCUGGACGAAUGGGUUUUAGAGUGCUGUCCUAUUACAUGGGUACGACCUUCCUGGCCACGAUUGUUGGCAUAGUAAUGGUCCUGAUGAUAAAACCAGGCGAUCCCAGCAUCAAAACCAGCAUUUCGACGCUAGAGGCUAAUGUCGUCACUAAAAUAUCUACCCUGGAUGCUAUAUUGGAUAUAUUGAGGAAUAUGGUGCCGGAGAACCUCGUACAAGCUUGCUUCCAGCAGGCACAAACAAUUUACGAACAAGAAAGUCCCAUCGUUUUUGAUCCGCAUCUAGAAAGGAAUCUUGGCAAAAAUCGCGAAUUCAAGCCAACAUUAGUCUACAGGGAUGGUACUAACGUUAUGGGAAUGAUAAUGUUCUGCCUCGCAUUUGGGCUUCUCGCUGGUCAGAUGGGAGCCAGGGGACGGCUAAUGGUAGAUUUCUUUGUUGUCCUCAAUGAGAUAACAAUGAAACUAGUGGGGGCUGUUAUGUGGUACUCGCCCUUUGGUAUCGCGUGUCUUAUAGCUGGCAAAAUCAUGUCGAUAGAGAAUUUAUCAGUAACAGCGGAGAUGCUCGGUCUCUACAUGGCUACAGUUAUCGCAGCUCUGAUAAUACAUGCAGUAGUCACACUUCCGCUGAUAUUUUGGUUGUUUACACGCUCAAAUCCAGCUGUGUUCUUUCGGGGUAUGAUGCAAGCAUGGGUGACAGCGCUUGGAACGGCAUCCAGUGCAGCUACACUGCCUGUGACUUUUCGCUGUCUUGAAGAAAACAACAAAAUUGAUCCAAGAGUCACUCGGUUCGUGGUAUCUGUAGGUGCCACUGUCAACAUGGAUGGCACGGCACUGUACGAAGCUGUAGCUGCGAUAUUCAUCGCGCAAAUGAACGGCAUCCCAUUAGGUAUGGGGGAAAUAAUCACGGUGAGCAUGACGGCGACUUUAGCAAGUGUCGGUGCUGCGAGUAUACCCAGUUCUGCUUUGAUAACUAUGCUGCUCGUCCUUACAGCCCUCGGGCUACCGACUGAUGACGUAUCUCUGCUUUUCACCGUUGACUGGAUACUGGAUCGAAUAAGGACAUCCAUCAAUGUCCUAGGCGAUGGUUAUGGUGCUGGAAUUGUUUAUCAUCUCAGUAAGACGGAACUGGAUAAAAUGGAUGUGGAAAGAAAAUUGGAUGACCUUGAAUCUGGGAGUGCUCCGGAAGCCGAAGAAAUGCUUUCCUCCAAAGGCUUACUCCUCGAUUCCGCAGGAAGCGUAGAGAUCCAUGUGCAAAUUAAUCAAUGAUUACAUUAGUGAUAAAAUUCGCUGCUCUCUUUAGAAUAUAUAGGAUUAUAGAAGCAGCCAAGAUAACCAGAUCCAUAACUUUGAUUAUUAAUUAUCUUCCAAAAUGAGAGAUUUCGCAUAGUACUUUGGUUUAUUGCAUGCACCCUGUACAAAAUUCACAUGAGCAUCAAGAAUUGCCAACUCUGUUAACAUCAAGUUUGUUGUAUACUUGAUACUCAGGUGUAAGCAACACCGUACUAAGUAGGUGAAGAGUAACGGCAUAAAUACGUUUAAGUGUGAAAACAUUUACAAUAAAAAGUUACAUUUAUUUUAAAUAA